GACAUCAGUUGGUGAAUUGUGCUAUAGCUUGAAGGAACAACAGUGUGAAAAUAUAAUAUUCGGAAUAGAACGAAACAGAACAAACAUUAAACGACAAAAACGAGAGUUUGAAGUGUAAAAAAAAGGCUAAAAAGUUUUUAUAUCCAUCACACAUAUCACAUCACAACACAAAAUGAAUUUCUUUGACAGAAGCAAUUUGUCACUUCCAAUAGCGGAAGCAAGAAUUGGUGGCGCAGAUCAUGCACCAAAAAUGUUGGGAUGGAAUGUAGCGCCAGAGGAUUUAAAGCAAAUACCCGAACAUUGGUUGAGCUAUGAGGAACCAGAAGCAUCUCUACAUUAUUUGCUUGGUUUAUUAUACAUUGCAUUUACUUUUUGCUCACUUACUGGAAAUGGUCUCGUCAUUUGGGUCUUCACAGCCGCAAAAUCACUUCGCACUCCAUCAAAUGUUUUCAUUGUCAAUCUUGCCAUUUGUGAUUUUGUGAUGAUGGUCAAAACACCCAUAUUCAUUUACAAUUCAUUUCAUCGAGGCUUCGCAAGCGGCAUUAUGGGAUGUAAAAUAUUUGCCUUACUCGGAAGCUUCAGCGGAAUUGGUGCAGGAAUAACAAAUGCUUGCAUUGCAUAUGACCGAUACAAUACAAUUGCAAGACCUAUGGAUGGACGCUUAUCGAUGACCAAAGCAUUUGUAAUUCUAUUCCUGAUUUGGGGAUAUACAUCACCAUGGGCGAUUGUCCCAUUUCUUGAAUUAUGGGGUCGUUUUGUUCCAGAAGGCUUCCUCACAUCCUGCACGUUUGACUAUCUCACCGAUACAUUUGACAAUCACAUGUUUGUUGGAACGAUUUUCACAUUCUCCUAUGUUAUUCCAAUGAGUUUGAUUAUAUACUACUAUAGUCAAAUUGUCUCGCAUGUUGUAGCACAUGAGAAGGCAUUAAGGGAUCAGGCAAAGAAGAUGAAUGUUGAAAGUUUGAGAUCGAAUGUUGAUCAUCAGAAAGCGUCUGUGGAAAUUAGAAUUGCAAAGGCAGCAAUAACAGUUUGCUUCCUAUUCGUUGCAUCAUGGACACCAUAUGCAGUUUUAGCCUUAAUCGGUGCCUUUGGUGAUAAAUCACUUCUCACACCAGCCGUUACAAUGAUUCCUGCUUGCACUUGCAAAUUUGUUGCAUGUAUUGAUCCAUGGGUUUAUGCAAUCUCUCAUCCUAAAUAUCGCCUCGAACUCCAAAAUCGAUUGCCAUGGUUGGCAAUCAAUGAAAAACCUGUCGAAACAGCAUCAACUAAUACUGAAAUGACAACGCAAGCACCAGCAACAACAUAAUGAGAUAAUCGAUAAUCUAUCAAAAUACAUAAAAACACAUUGGAUAUAACGAAGACGACAUCGAUAAGAAAUAAUAAAAAAAAAAAAUAUGAUGACGAACGAGAACCACCUCUAUCCUUAAUAAAGAAAUCCUUAAACGACAUGAUGUGUAAUGAAUAAGUAAGUGAUCGAGAUGAGUGCUUACUAACAUUAUGUAUUUGUUCCCACCAUUAUCCAAUUAAAUAAGAAAAGGAAUAAAAAAAAUUACGAAAAUUGAAGAAUUACAUAUUAAU
Chironomus riparius is the source of this 1578-nucleotide messenger RNA. Lineage: Eukaryota; Metazoa; Arthropoda; Insecta; Diptera; Chironomidae. The record is from the annotation of a GenBank genome assembly.